CACAAAACUACGGGACGAACUUUGUUUUUUUCUCGCAAAAAUUCAUUAUAACGCUAAUUAAUAGAAUAUGUCUUCACAAUCAUCAGAAGAAAGCGAUAGACGUAAAUCAUUCUUUUGUCAUAGCUGCAGUAAUUCAUUUCUCAAACAUCCAGAUGCUGACUUUGUUUGCCCAUCAUGUCAGCAAGGAUUUAUAGAGGAACUGGCAGAAAAUAUAGAAGCAAGUCAACCAACUGAAGAGGAGCCUCAAUUUUUUAGAGUUUUACACGAUAUGAAUGCAUUGCUCGGACCAUUAAUUAGUGGAUCAUUUACUAAUGCCACAACUAGUUAUGCCAAUGAUCAAGAUGCUAGCAGUAGCGGUGGAAAUGCUGGAAGAAGAAGAACUGGACCGAUAAGUUUUGAAGACAUUUUACAAGAGAUUCUCGUCUCAAUCACCGAUGGUGCAAAUACAGGACGUACACCAAUGUUUUUCAAUCCCGGUGAUUAUGCGUGGGGAGGACAGCAAGGGCUCGAUACAAUUGUUACACAAUUAUUAAAUCAAAUGGAUAAUGCUGGUCCACCGCCAUUGGAAAAAGAGAAAAUCAAUGAAAUACCCAAAUGUGAAAUAACUCAUGAACAAGUAGAUUCAAGAUUACAAUGUAGUGUCUGCUGGGAGGAUUUUCAGCUUAAAGAAACAGUUCGUCAACUUCCCUGCACUCACGUGUAUCAUGAAGAUUGCAUACUUCCAUGGUUACAAUUGCACGGAACCUGCCCUGUUUGUAGAAAGUCUUUAGUAGCGGAAGAAGAAACCAAUUCAAAUGCGUCUAAUAAUACCUUACGAUUUUCAUUGAGUGGUCAGGCAUCUACUAGUCAACCGAAUUCUGGAAAUGCAGAAUCGACUACAAAUAAUAGUUCUAAUUCAAGUGAAAAUACUUCAGAAAAUAUAUCGAGCCGUCGACUAGGCGAUGAUGUUGAGUUUGACUUUGAUUAAGAAUUGAAGGAACUUUAUAUAUUUAAAAUUGAAAUAUAAAAUAACAAUUAGCAAUUUUUCACAUCUAUAUAUAUAAAUAUAAAAAAAAAACUAUAAUUAAAAAAAGGCUCAUUUUUUCCUGCG
Molecule: messenger RNA, 1090 nt
Organism: Chironomus riparius
Lineage: Eukaryota; Metazoa; Arthropoda; Insecta; Diptera; Chironomidae
Source: the annotation of a GenBank genome assembly